CAGCUCAGUAUCACAGGGCAGCACAUGCCCUUCGAUCGCGGAAGUUAGAUAAGUUGUAUGAGGCAUGUCGCUACCUUGCAGCUAGAUGUCAUUUGGGUCACUGGAGUAUCCAUUGUGGCACUACUUUGAAGAAAUCCAACUGACCUUCUUUUCCAGGAAACACUCCUCUAAUAUUUUGUGGAGAAAGAAUAUGAAACAUUUUUGUCUUGUGUCUUCAUGUUUACACUGUUACUUGGUUGGUUGUAAUCUGACCAAAGGAGAUGUGAUUUAUGGUUGUGUAAUUAUAGUUAGCAGCUUUAUACUUCUGUAUAAAAUGUCAUACAUAAAAAGUAAAAUGCAGUGCUUUCAGAGACACAACUGAAUCAAUUGGUAGAUUAAAUACAGAAAUUUGAAAGAGAGUAAUGUGCUGCUUAUAGAAUAAGAUGAUUGUAUUUUAUUAAACACUGUGUUAACUAUUUUUAGAACCAUACCUCUCUGACUGCAUAAUGCUGAAUAAUAGAUUUUUCUGUACAUGCUUAUUUUACAGUUUUUGCAUUUUUGCAUAUUAUAGAUGACCAGUAAAAGAGCUAACUGCAGUUAUAAAAUGACAUAUGGCCAAAUAAGAAAAUGCAUGCAUGAAAAUCUUGCUGAUAAACACUGGUUGUUAUAACGUAUGCCUUUGAAACAUGAUGCUGUGUUUAUUGGUGCUUUAUGUACAGAUUUUUCAAAACCUUGUCUUUUACAUGCACAUGUUUGGUUAGUAUGCUGCAAAAGAGCAUCAACAGGCCUUGGAUAUCCUCGAUAUGGAGGAGCCAAUCAACAAACGACUUUUUGAAAAGUACUUGAAGGAUGAAAGUGGGUUGAAAGAUUCUACCACAGACUGGGAGAUGUCACAGUCCUCUAUCAAGAGCUCUAUAUGCCUUUUGCGAGGGAAGAUCUAUGAUGCUUUGGAUAAUAGAACCCUGGCAACUUACAGCUACAAAGAGGCCUUGAAGCUUGAUGUUUACUGCUUUGAAGCAUUUGAUCUUUUAACAUCACACCAUAUGCUGACAGCACAAGAAGAAAAAGAACUUCUUGAAUCUCUACCUCUUAAUAGACAAUGUACGGAAGAAGAAAAGGAAUUGCUUCACUUUUUAUUUGAGAAUAAAUUGAAAAAGUAUAAUAAACCCAGUGAAACACUGAUUCCUGAAUCAGUAGAUGGUCUUCAGGAAAACCUGGAUGUGGUAGUAUCCUUAGCAGAAAGGCAUUAUUACAACUGUGACUUCAAAAUGUGUUACAAGCUUACUUCAGUAGUGAUGGAAAAGGAUCCCUUCCAUGCAAAUUGUUUACCUGUACAUAUAGGGACACUUGUGGAGCUUAACAAAGCAAAUGAGCUUUUCUAUCUUUCUCACAAACUGGUGGACUUGUACCCGAAUAAUCCUGUGUCAUGGUUUGCAGUAGGAUGCUAUUACCUCAUGGUUGGCCACAAAAAUGAGCAUGCUAGAAGAUAUCUCAGCAAAGCUACCACACUGGAGCGAACCUAUGGACCUGCCUGGAUAGCAUAUGGACAUUCAUUUGCAGUGGAGAGUGAGCACGACCAAGCAAUGGCUGCGUACUUCACAGCUGCACAGCUCAUGAAAGGGUGUCAUUUGCCGAUGCUCUAUAUUGGACUGGAAUAUGGUUUGACCAACAACUCCAAGCUGGCUGAACGGUUUUUCAGCCAAGCUUUAAGCAUUGCACCUGAAGAUCCUUUUGUUAUGCAUGAAGUUGGAGUGGUAGCAUUUCAAAAUGGAGACUGGAAAACUGCAGAAAAGUGGUUCCUUGAUGCACUGGAAAAAAUCAAAGCUAUUGGAAAUGAGGUAACGGUUGAUAAGUGGGAGCCUUUAUUGAACAACUUAGGACAUGUCUGCAGAAAACUUAAGAAGUAUGAAGAAGCACUGGAAUACCAUCGUCAGGCUCUAGUAUUAAUCCCUCAGAAUGCUUCUACUUACUCUGCCAUUGGUUACAUACACAGCCUCAUGGGCAAUUUUGAAAGUGCCAUUGACUAUUUUCACACGGCCCUUGGUCUCAGGCGGGAUGACACAUUUUCAGUCACGAUGCUUGGACACUGCAUAGAAAUGUACAUUGGUGAUUCUGAAGCCUAUAUUGGAACAGAGAUCAAAGACAAAUUAAGAUGUUAUGACUUCGAUGUACAUACAGUGAAGACAUUAAAGAACAUAAUUUCACCUCCCUGGGAUUUCAGAGAAUUUGACAUAGAAAGACAAACUCUGGAUGAAAGCGGCAUAGUAACAUUAGAGACAUCAAAUCAAAGGAAAAGUACAGAUACCAGUCGCCCAUUGGAAGAAACAUUCGAGAUUGAAAUGAAUGAAAGUGAUAUGAUGUUAGAAACAUCAAUGUCAGAUCAUAGUACGUGACCAUAAAUACUGGUAGAGAGCUCGUUUUGUCUAAGUGCAGUAUGUUUGUUUUAGCAUUUUUGUUAUGGUGUUGUACUUCCAUGAAUUUGCUAUUUUUUAUAUGAAUUGAAUUCAAACUACUAUGUACUUAA
Corvus hawaiiensis (hawaiian crow) is the source of this 2503-nucleotide messenger RNA. RefSeq names its product cell division cycle 16 (gene CDC16). Gene Ontology annotation, biological process: cell division. NCBI's taxonomy places the organism in Eukaryota, Metazoa, Chordata, Aves, Passeriformes, Corvidae. Gene Ontology annotation, molecular function: protein binding. The transcript has 16 exons. The record is from RefSeq and is a predicted model, not a curated record. Bases 783 to 2372 code for a protein of 529 amino acids.